AUGUCAUCAUCAUACAAAUUAAUAUAUUCUGUUAACCGUGGUUUUGCUGAAACAUCACGUAUGUUAUUUAAAGUUGCUGGCCAAGAAUUCGAAGACUAUCGUUAUCCAAUAACAACGAAAGAUGGUAAAAUGGGUAUAGUUGAUUGGGAUACACAUAAAACUAAAUAUACAUAUGAGAAACUUCCUGUACUUGAAAUUGAUGGUGGAAAACAUACAAUUUCACAAUCAAAAGCAAUCGAACGAUUUUUAGCCCGUCGUUUUAAUAUGUUAGGUAGUAAUGAUAUUGAAGCUGCAGUUAUAGAGGCAGCUGGUGAACAAAUUGGUGAUGUCAAACAAGCAUACAACAAAGCUAGAACAGAAGGUGGGGAUGGUGUCAAAAAGUUUUUUGAAGGUGAUUUAAAAAAAACAUUUACAGCAUUUGA
This is a messenger RNA of Adineta steineri, 422 nucleotides long. NCBI's taxonomy places the organism in Eukaryota, Metazoa, Rotifera, Eurotatoria, Adinetida, Adinetidae. The record is from the annotation of a GenBank genome assembly.